Molecule: messenger RNA, 360 nt
Organism: Dovyalis caffra
Lineage: Eukaryota; Viridiplantae; Streptophyta; Magnoliopsida; Malpighiales; Salicaceae
Source: the annotation of a GenBank genome assembly
AUGGCAGGAGUUGAGAAAAGAGCAGAUUUUGAAGACUUGUUGCCUGUAAUGGCAAACAAGCUAGGUGGAGAAGGGUUGAUAAACGAGCUAUGUAAUGGGUUUCAGCUGUUGAUGGAUAAAGAAAGAGGAGUUAUUACUAUGGAGAGCUUGAAAAAAAAUUCAGCUUUCUUGGGUUUGCAAGAUUUGAGUGAUGAUGAGCUUGUUAAUAUGGUUAAGGAAGGUGAUCUUGAUGGUGAUGGGGCUUUAAAUCAAAUGGAGUUUUGUGUUUUGAUGUUUAGAUUGAGUCCUGAGUUGAUGGAAGAAUCAAGAUUUUGGGUUGAAGAAGCACUUGAAGAAGAUCUCAAGAGUUACGGACUUUGA